Messenger RNA from Acanthopagrus latus (yellowfin seabream), 4868 nucleotides. It is a transcript of the gene trappc9, whose product is annotated as trafficking protein particle complex 9. Lineage: Eukaryota; Metazoa; Chordata; Actinopteri; Spariformes; Sparidae. The record is from RefSeq and is a predicted model, not a curated record. The transcript is spliced from 23 exons. The coding region runs from base 110 to 3559 and encodes 1149 amino acids. Gene Ontology annotation, cellular component: trans-Golgi network.
CCGGAAGUUUUACCGCUGACCGUCGAGUGUUGCUGCCUGGUGUUGCAAGCACUGGUCCAAAGAAGGAAGCUGCAAAACUUGACAGGUUGCUUCUAAGCCACAUGUGAAGAUGAGCGUCCCAGAUUACUUGCAGUGUGCCGAGGACCACCAGACGGUACUAGUGGUGGUCCAGCCGGUCGGCAUCGUACCCGAGGACCAGUUCUUCAAGAUCUACAAACGCAUCGCCAGCGUGAGCCAGGUGAGCAUCAGGGACUCGCAGCGUCUCCUCUACAUCCGCUACCGCCACCACUACCUGCCGGAAAACAACGAGUGGGGAGACUUCCAGACGCACCGCAAGGUGGUGGGGCUCAUCUCCAUCACCACCUGUGGCCCAGCCAAAGAGUGGCCACAGACCGCAGAGCGCUUCCACGGCCAGAAGGAGGUCUACAGUUCCACGUUGUACGAUUCUCGCUUGCUGGUGUUUGGGCUGCAGGGUGAGAUUGCAGAGCAACAGCGGACAGAUGUGGCCUUCUACCCAAACUUUGAAGAUUGCUCUGACGUAGAGAAGAGAGUGGAGGACUUUGUGGAGUCCAUUUUUAUUGUUUUGGAGUCCAAGCGGCUUGACCGGGCCACAGACAAGUCAGGAGACAAGAUACCACUGCUCUGUGUUCCCUUUGAGAAGAAGGACUUUGUGGGUUUGGACACUGAUAGCAGACAUUAUAAGAAGCGUUGCCAGGGACGGAUGAGGAAGCAUGUUGGGGACUUGUGUCUCCAGGCAGGCAUGCUGCAGGAUGCCCUGGUCCACUACCACAUGGCUGUGGAGCUGCUCAGGGGGGUUAAUGACUUCCUCUGGCUGGGUGCUGCGUUGGAGGGUUUGUGCUCAGCCUCUGUCAUAUUCCACUACCCUGGAGGCACAGCGGGGAAGACUGCAGGACGCAAACCAAGCAUCUCCCAGCCAGCAGACGCAGGGAAACGCCACAGACCAGGGGCUCAGGAGGUUCUCAUUGACCCAGGUGCCCUCACAGCCAACGGCAUUAGUGCAGACACCAGCACUGAGAUUGGACGAGCAAAGAACUGCCUGAGUCCGGAGGACAUUAUCGAGAAAUACAAAGAGGCAAUCUCCUACUAUGGAAAGUACAAGAAUGCAGGAGUGAUCGAGCUGGAGGCCUGUGUGAAAGCGGUCAGGGUGCUGGCCAUUCAGAAGAGGGCCAGGGAGGCCUCGGAGUUCCUGCAGAACGCUGUUUACAUCAACCUGGGACAGCUGUCAGAGGAGGAGAAGAUCCAACGCUACAGUAUCUUGUCUGAGCUUUACGAGCUGAUCGGAUUCCAUCGCAAGUCUGCCUUCUUCAAGCGUGUUGCAGCCAUGCAGUGUGUCGCUCCCACCAUCCCAGAGCCCGGCUGGAGGGCCUGCUACAAGCUGCUGCUGGAGACGCUGCCAGGAUACAGUCUGUCACUGGAUCCCAAAGACUUCAGUAAAGGUACCCACAGAGGCUGGGCCGCUGUACAAAUGCGCCUCCUCCAUGAGCUGGUGUACGCCUCCCGUCGCAUGGGCAACCCUGGCCUGUCUGUUCGCCACCUGUCCUUCCUGCUGCAGACCAUGCUGGACUUCCUGUCAGAUCAAGAGAAGAAAGAAGUGACCCAGAGUCUGGAAAACUACACCUCCAAGUGUCCAGGUGGAAUGGAGGUCAUCACCCUUCCUGAUGGCCUGAAGCUCCCUCCCGUCCCCUUUACAAAGCUGCCCAUUGUCCGAUCAGUCAAGCUCCUCAAUCUGCCUGUCAGUCUGCGUCCUCACAAAGUGAAAGGCCUGCUCGGACAGAAUAUGUCCACUGCCAGCCCCUUCAUCUACUCACCAAUCAUCAUGCACAACAGAGGAGAGGAGCGCUGUAAGAAGAUAGACUUCCAGUGGGUUCAGGGAGAUGUUUGUGAAGUGCAGCUCAUGGUCUACAACCCCAUGCCUUAUGAACUUCGUGUGGAGAACAUGGGUUUGCUGACCUCUGGAGUGGAGUUUGAAUCCCUGCCUGCUGCUCUGUCCCUACCUGCAGAGUCUGGCCUGUACCCUGUCACUCUGGUUGGUGUUCCACGUACAGCUGGCAACAUCACUGUCAAUGGUUACCACACGUCAGUGUUUGGUGUCACCAGUGAUUGUCUGUUGGAGGGCCUGGCUGGUGUGAAGACAAGUGGCUGCUUGGUUGAAGUCAUUCCCUCACUUCCUCGUCUCCAGCUCAGCACAUCACUACCACGGUCAGCCCACACACCUCAGCCGAUGUCAAAAGAGGAGCUGUCUAGCACUGUGUCAGUCCAGCUUUUCAACGGAGAGACCCAGCAGCUAACCAUCACCUUGGAGAACAUUGGAUCUGAGCAGAUCGAGACUCUGGAGCUCACCUCUAAGAUUAUCAACACCAAAGAGAAAGUGUUUGGGGAGUUUCUGAGCUGGGAGCUGGAGGAGGUUUUGUCUCAUCUGCCUCUAAAGCCUGGCCAGGCCGUGACACUGGCUGUCAGUAUCAAAGUCAAGCUGGACUUCUCUGGUCAGGAGAACCUGCUGCAGGACCUCAAUGAUGAUGGGAUCAGUGUGACAGGCCUGCCAAUUUCUAGCCCACUGCGCCAAGUCCUCAAACCCAGGUCCGAGACCAAGCCUGUCAGCAGUGAGUCCGCCAAGGCAGAGUACAGCCAUGUUAAGACUUUGGAAGCAGUUUUGAACUUCAAGUACUCAGGAGGAGCAGGCAAAGUGGAGGGCUACUACAGGGAGCUAUCUUUGGGAGUCCAUGUUGACGUCGAGCCAUCUGUUUUCUUCACCAGAGUCAGCACCCUCCCUGCAACCAGCACCCGCCAGUGUCACCUGCUGCUCGACAUCUUCAACCCAACCGAGCACGAGCUCACCGUCAGCGCCAAGAACAACCAGGACCUGGUUCUCCAUGCCAGCGAGUGCCAGAGGAUGGCCAUCCAAGUUGACAAGUUUGACUUUGAGAGUCUGCCUCAGCCGGACCAGGAGACCGCUCGCUUCACUAACCCCAAACAGCUGGAGGAGGAGCGACAGCAUGCCCAGGGCUGCCAGAUAAACAGCAAGCUGGGCAUCUGUUGGAGCAUCCCUUCCCUGCAACGACGUGGAGAGGCCAGUGUGGAAGGAGUCCUCAAUCAGCUGGUCCUGGAGCACCUACAGCUUGCUCCCUUGCAGUGGGAUGUGUUCGUGAAUGGGAAGCCAUGUGACUGUGAUGUCAUUGCCGACUGUAAAGUGGGCGACCCUGUGAGCCUGGAGGUAAAACUGACAAAUCUGAGCAAGAACUCUGUGGGCCCCCUGGCUCUGACUGUGAUGCCCUAUCAGGACUUCCAGAACGGAGUCCAGAACUACGAUUUGGAGGAGGCCGUCACCUUCAUCGGCUCCAACACCUUCUACAUUGACACGGUUAAACCCAAAGAGAGCUCUGUCUGUGUGGGUGCCUUGCUCUUCCUCUACACUGGAGACUUCUACCUUAACAUCAAGUUCCAGGACGACAGUGCUGGACGAGAGCUUCCUUUAGCCUGGUUCAUGCUGCCCAGCGUCCACAUCCGGACCCUGGACACUCCGCUGCAGGCCGGGGCGUGAAGAGCCACUGGCCUCGUCGUUUUUAGUUCUGUAUGAAGGAUAGAUAGUUCUGAUGUGGAUGUUCUCUGUAAAUACACACAUGUAAAUAUGAUAAUGUAAAAGGUUACAGCAUGUGUGUGGGUGUGUGUGAGGGGAUUUGAAUUCUUGUUUUCAAAACACUUGAGUGCUGUUACAUGUCUCGGUCUGCAGAUGUGUUCAGACAGAACUCAACGUGAAUCUUUAAAUCCGGGUUUAAAAAAAAAUAAGAGCUUGACCUCAGGUCUUUUUCAUAAACAUACAGAGAGGAGAGGAACAAAAAGAGAAACUGGACGGUCUGACAGAACCUACUGGAGUUUGAUAUCGGUCAGAGCAGAGCACAAACUCACAGAGACACACUCCUGCAUACGCUCAGUGCAUGUGUUGAGAUGUAGCUAAUGACACAGCUAUCAUCUGUGCAUUUGGCUGUGUGGGGUGAUUAAAACCUGCCCAGUGGUCAAAUAAAGUGAAUCAGCUUGAACAUUAAAUAUAUUUUAUUAAUGCUGUAUUCAACUCCGUAUAAGUUGAAAAAGGAUUUGCAGAUCAUUAAAUUGUGAUGUUACUCUGUGUAUCAACAGCAUAUUGAUACUAACUGGACCUGCCGCUGUGCAGCUAGCAGUCAAGACUGGGAGCUGGGAGUGGUAUUAUGACACAGCAUGUUGCUGGUUAGCAUGCUAACUUCAACUGAUAUCUCUGCAACACAAUAAGUAGACAUCAUUGGUGUUAAUCUUAUUACCUCCCGUUCUGUCAAUCAUUUAAAUUCAUCCUGGACCUAAAUUCCUACGUAUUGCACCUUUAACAUGUGUUUUGGGCUGGCUAGCUGUAGCCAUUUGCCAGCUAGCUAGACUGAUCUUAACGAAUGGUAGUCAUGCCAUGAAAUUCAAUUGAUUUACAUGUUACCAAGCUUUCAGCACCAACUUGUCCACUUUCUGGUGUGACCAUGCACUCACAUCAUAGUCACUGUUUUCUCUUUUUUUUUUCCAGUCACAGUGCCAUUAAUUCAGUGGAUUCGUUAACAGAUCUUCUCUUUAAAAAGUCACAGAAAUUAGCGUAAAGGAGCAGAAGACCUCGGAGUCGUCACUGAAGAAGAGCUGCACUCCAACCCUGGAUAUGAUCUGCCAGAAUGAGAAGCCAGCUGUGCACAAUUAAAUAUAUUUAUUUCAACUGCUGUAUGGACAGUUUCCCUUACCUCUGUGCCACAACACUGAAACACCUGAUGAAUGAAACCGUGUUAGAUUAGUCCAUCAUCAUGUGUGACCUAUAAUUGUUGUAAAUAAAUGUUAAAAGAACUCAA